AUGGCGAUCAUGGAGUCGCCGGAGAGUGUUGGAGCCGGUGCCGCGGCGACGACUACGACGACGACUACGAGUGUUAUUUCCAGCGCGGGGAAUGCGAAUUGUGAGUUGAAUUACGAUCGGAGCGGUUCUGUUAGGAGGAGACCGAGUGUUGCCGCGGCGUUGAAGGAGGUGGUGAAGGAGUCGGAAGCGGAAUCUGAUUCUAGUUUCAAGGAGAUUUACACGAAUGAUGACAGUAAAAAUGAGGUUGUUAAUGGUAAUAGUUGUAAUGGUGAACUCGAAGUGACGAGCCAGAGUGGCGGAAAGGACGAGAAGGAGAAGGAUAAGGAUGGGAAUAGCGAGGGCAGAGGAGGCGGAGCUGAGUCGUCCUCCAAGUUCACUUAUAGGCCUUCCGCACCAGCUCACCGGAGAAUCAAGGAGAGUCCUCUCAGUUCUGAUGCCAUUUUCAAGCAGAGCCAUGCAGGUCUUUUUAAUCUGUGUAUAGUGGUACUUGUUGCUGUGAACAGCCGGCUUAUCAUUGAAAACUUGAUGAAGUAUGGGUGGUUAAUUAGAACAGGUUUUUGGUUCAGCCCGCGGUCGCUAGGGGAUUGGCCACUGCUUAUGUGCUGUUUAAGUCUCCCGGUUUUCCCCCUUGCUGCAUUCUCGGUUGAAAAAUUGGUCCAGAAAAAUUAUAUAUCUGAACCAGUGGCGGUUUUUCUUCAUGUUGUAAUAAGUGCAACUGCAAUUUUGUAUCCUGUUGUUGUCAUUUUGAGGUGUGAAUCUGCUGUACUCGCGGGCGUGAUUUUGAUGCUGUUUGCUUGCAUCGUUUGGUUAAAGCUGAUAUCUUAUGCCCACACAAAUUAUGACAUGAGAGCACUUUCGAAGUCACUUGAGAAGGGAGAAGAGGUCCCCAGUUAUUUCGGCACAGAUUGCACCUAUGAUAUAAGCUUCAAGGCUUUGUUAUACUUCAUGGUUGCUCCGACGUUGUGUUACCAGACAAGCUAUCCGCGCACGACUUGCAUACGGAAGGGUUGGGUUGUGCGCCAACUAAUUAAGUUGAUUAUCUUUACCGGAUUAAUGGGGUUUAUCAUUGAGCAGUACAUUAACCCCAUUGUACGGAACUCUCAACAUCCUCUGAAAGGAAACUUUCUUUAUGCUAUCGAAAGGGUCUUGAAGCUUUCCGUUCCAAACUUAUACGUUUGGCUGUGCAUGUUUUACUGCUUUUUUCAUCUUUGGCUAAAUAUACUUGCAGAGCUUCUGCGUUUUGGUGAUCGUGAAUUCUACAAGGAUUGGUGGAAUGCAAAAACAAUUGAAGAGUAUUGGAGAAUGUGGAACAUGCCUGUUCAUAAAUGGAUGGUUCGCCAUAUUUACUUUCCAUGCUUGCGCAAUGGGAUUCCCAAGGGGGCUGCAAUAUUGAUUGCCUUUCUAGUAUCAGCCAUCUUCCAUGAGCUGUGCAUUGCUGUUCCAUGUCACAUAUUCAAGUUUUGGGCAUUUAUUGGUAUCAUGUUUCAGGUUCCAUUGGUUAUAUUGACAAAUUAUUUGCAAGCCAAGUUCAAAAAUUCUAUGGACUAUUAUUAUAGGAUGGAAAAAGUAUCAUAG
Molecule: messenger RNA, 1575 nt
Organism: Oldenlandia corymbosa var. corymbosa
Lineage: Eukaryota; Viridiplantae; Streptophyta; Magnoliopsida; Gentianales; Rubiaceae
Source: the annotation of a GenBank genome assembly